GGCGGGCAGGCGGGGAGGCCACGGGGGGGCGGGCAGCGGAGCGCGGCAGGCCCUGCCGCUUCCGCCUGUGCAGCUCCGGGGGCGCGCGGUGCCCGUGCCCGGGCUUCGAGGCGGCGGACGACGCAGGCCUGCUGUGCAAGUGCGGCCACAAGGCGAGCAUGCACAGGUCCGACACUGCCGAGGCUGGGUUUGAGGCGUUCUCGUCCAUGAACAGAGCGUGUCACACCAUGGACUGGACAGACACGCCAGGGCUGGUCCGCAUCGAGGACGAUGAGCUGCUUGCGAAGCUGCAGGAAGCUCUGGAUCACACGCACAAGCCAAAAGACAACUGGACUCGUGACCGUGGCUGCGCACUCCAUGGCGUCAAUGGCUGCGACGCGAAGUGCUGCAGCAAGAACAAAGCGCCGGUGCCCACCAGGUAUAAGCUUCUCACCGCGUAUCGCAACCAGAACGAGGAUCUGUGGCAGAAGUACUCCAUGCUCAAGACGGCAAUUCGAGAGGAAUGCCGACGGCCGAGAGGACUCGAGGAUACACUUCCACCGAUGACAGUUCACAAGGUGACCACAAGUGGCAUGUCUUUGAGCUCUGACUUGGACGAAGAAUGCAAUGAGUACUAUCUCUUCCACGGUAGUUCUUCGCAGAAGUGCACAAGCAUAGCCUCCACAAAUUUCCGGACCGACCUGGCUGGUGCCGGCGCGACUUGGAAGGAAAAGGGCAAGGCAGUCGGCACACCUCUGUACGGUUUCGGAGUCUACUUCGCAGAGAUGGAUCACGAAGGCGGACGAGUAUUCCAAGGAGGUGGACGAGGACGACGGCAUCCUGCCCGAGGACGCGGAGGGGGAGUUCUACACCGUCCUGGUAUGCCGCGUCAUGUGCGGCAAGACGAACGUCGUCACGACCAACGAGAUCGAGGUGAAGAGUCUCAGGGAGGACGUGUUCGCAGGACCGUACCACUCGGUGAUGGGAGACCGGGUCUCGGUCUUGAACAAGCCGUACAGGGAGGUCGUAGUUUACGAGAAGGACCAGUGCUUCCCGGAAUUCUUGCUGGUGUAUUCUCGCGCCUACGGCUGAGUACUAUGCCAUGACGCGCGAAGGGAUCUGGUAUCAGGAGAAGAGGCUGGGUGAUGGGCGGUCAGGGGGCAGGGAGGAGGAUGGGGAUAAGAGGACGAGGGGUUGGAAGGAUUUACCGCGGCGACUUGCGGAACGCUGUCCGAGCGGUGAGUCGUACCAGGGAUGAGAGGGAGGUCUACGCCGUUCUCCUGUGGUAUCCAGCGGCGACUCGUUUCACAUUGACUUCGUAGCUACUAAAGGCAUGCUGCGCCACACGAGCGCAAGGCGUGUGGAUAAACGAUGUCCCAGUUUCGUCUUGCCCUCCUGCUCAUCCUGCUUUUCCACUUGCGCCCUCAUAAGAUAGCCA
Molecule: messenger RNA, 1417 nt
Organism: Prorocentrum cordatum
Lineage: Eukaryota; Dinophyceae; Prorocentrales; Prorocentraceae
Source: the annotation of a GenBank genome assembly